AGGAAGUUUUAAAGCUGGUUCUCUGAACAGCUGAAGAAGAGCACCCUACCUUUUUUUUUGGGGGGGGAGUAGUUCUGCCCCUGCUGUAUGCUGAUUUUCUGAUUUUAAACCAGGAUGAUCAGAAAGCACUUUGCCAAGAGUCUUCAUUCUAUUUCUUUUUUUCUAUCAUUACCAAUAUAUACCUGGAAUUUGAGGUUUGGAUUUUAAUUUGACUUUUAGCCUUUGAAUUUAAGAAAUCAGAAAUAAUAACACAAUCAGAAUACAGAACACCGAAUACUGUAUGCCAAGAAGGAGACCAUGGUCAAGCAAGUUGCAAUAAUUGGAGCUGGUGUGAGUGGCCUGACCUCCAUCAAAGGUUGUUUGGAAGAGGGUCUGGAGCCCACCUGCUUCGAGAGAAGUGAUGACAUUGGGGGAUUGUGGAAGUUUACUGAAACUACUGGACAUGGGAUGACCAAAGUCUACAAAUCUGUAGUGACCAAUAUCACCAAGGAGAUGUCAUGUUAUAGUGACUUCCCCUUCCCGGAAAAUUUUCCCAACUACAUGAAGCACACUCUGGUGAUGGAGUAUCUUCACUCCUAUGCCAAACACUUUGACCUUCUCAAAUACAUUCAUUUAAAGACCACUGUGUGCAGCGUAACAAAGCGCCAAGACUUUACUACCACUGGCCAGUGGGACGUGGUGACAGAGACAGAAGGGAAGAGAGACACAGCUGUCUUUGAUGCAAUAAUGAUCUGUACAGGACAUUAUCUGAAUCCCCACUUGCCUUUGGAGUCUUUUCCUGGAAUCAACAAAUUUCAAGGACAGAUCCUACACAGUCAGGAAUACAGGAGUCCCGAAGGUUUUCAGGGUAAACGGGUCAUUGUGAUUGGUCUUGGGAAUACUGGUGGUGAUAUUGCAGUGGAACUCAGUCGUGUGGCAGAAAAAGUGUUUCUCAGCACUAGAAGUGGUGCCUGGGUCGAUAGCCGUCUUUCUGAUCAUGGCUACCCCUCUCAUAUGAUUCAAACAACAAGAUUUCUUCAUCUGGUUGCACGUUCCCUGCCUUCAGCCAUCAUGAACUGGAUGGGGAAGAGGCGCACGAGUAAAUGGUUUAACCAUAAGAAUUAUGGAUUGAGUAUUCCAAAGGGGCGGCAGCAAAGGAGAGUUGCAAAUGAUGAAUUGCCCAGCUAUAUCCUAUGUGGCGCUGUCACUGUGAAAAUCAACGUGAAGGAAUUUACAGAAACAUCUGCCAUCUUUGAAGAUGGGACUGUGGAGAACAUUGAUGUUGUAUUCUUUGCUACAGGAUACACAUACUCUUUUCCUUUCCUCGAAGAACCUAUGGAAAAAUUCUGUAAAAACAAGAUCUUCAUAUACAAAUAUAUCUUCCCUUCAAACCUGGAGAAGGCAACUCUGGCUCUCAUUGGCCAUGUUGGUUUGCAAGGCUCCAUUAUAGUAGGUACAGAACUCCAGGCCCGCUUGGCCGCAAGAGUAUUCAAAGGACUGUGUAAAAUCCCUCCAUCAAACAAAAUGAUGGCUGAGGCUACCAAGAAGGAACAGCUCAUAAGAAGGGGUGUUAUUAAGGAUCCCACCCAGGUGAAACAGAACUAUAUUACCUAUCUGGAUGACCUUGCUACAUGCAUGGGAGUAAAGCCCAACAUCUUGCUCCUGUUCUUUAAGGAUCCCAGGCUUGCAAAGGAAGUUUUCUUUGGUCCAUGCACAUCUUACCAGUACCGUUUGAUGGGCCCUGGAAAAUGGGAUGGAGCCAGAAAGGCUAUCAUGACUCAGUGGGACCGGACACUCAAGCCCUUACAAACUCGAGUCAUUCCUGAUUAUCCUGAGCCUACUUCAAUAUCACAUUGGCUAAAGGUCUGGGGGGCACCCAUUCUGUUUGUGGCUGUUUUGCUUACUUAUAAAUCCUCACUUCAUCUGCAAUUGACUAGGCUCACAGAAGUAGGGGAGAGAAUUUCUACCUACCUCGCUAACACUAUGAGAAAAUGAAUGUGAUUAGAUCAGUUGGACUAUGAUACUAACAUGAAAUGGUGAUGCACUAGCUAUCAUUCCUUCCCCCAACCAUCUAUUGGAUAAAUUAAUUCAAGUCAGUUAUUAUAAUUAUUAAAUGCUUGCUAAGGGCCAAACACUGUGCUAAGCACUAGAGAUAUACAAAGAAAGGCAAAAAAAAAAGUCACUGUUUUCAAGCUCACAGUGUAAUAGGAGAAACAACAUGCAAACAGCUAUAUACAAACAAGAUACAGACAGGAUAGAUUGGAAGUAAUUAGAUAGAAGGAACCAGUAUUAAGGGGGAUCAUGAAAGUCCUCUUGUAGAAGGUAAGAUUUUAGCUGGGACCUGAAGGAAGCUUAAGAACCUAGAAGCUAGAAGGAGACGAGGAAGGAAAGAGUUCCAGUUAUGGGAGACAGCCGGUUAAAAAUGCAGCAUUAGGAGAUGGAGUGUUGUGUGGGAGAAGCACAAGGAGGCCAGAAACACAAUCAUAGAAUAUGUGGAGAAGAGAAAAAUGUGAAGAGGUCAGGUUAGAAAGGGCUUUAAAAGCCAAAAAAAAAAAAAAGGAUUUAACAUUUCAUCCUAGAGGUAACCAAACCUGAAGAUAAUAAGAUGAAUUUAACAGCUGAGUGGAGAAUGGACUGGAGCACGGGGAGAGACUUGAAGUAGGGAGAACUAGAAAACUAUUGCAAUAGUCCAGGUAUAAGAGGAUAAGGGUCUGCACCAGAGUGGCAGCAGUGUCAGAGAGAAGAGGGCAUAUAAAGGUGCUGUUACAUGAGGGUAGAAUCAGUAGGAUUUGACAAGUGACUAGAUAUGGGGCAACAAAAGAAAGUGAGGCAUCAAGAAUAACCUAUAGUUUGGAAACCUGGCUGACUGGGAAGAUGUUAAAAUCUUCAACAAUAUUAGAAAAGUUGGGGAAAGGAGAGGGUUUGAGGAGAAAGAUAAUGAGUUCAGUUUUGAACAUAUUGAGUUUUAGAUGUCUAUGGGACAUCCAGUUUCUAACCCUUUUAUUUGUCUCAUCACUUCAGUACUAUAUGAACAGCCGAUUAACACCCAAUUCUGGGGGAAAAUAUUAAUAUAAUACAAAAUUAGAUAGCCACUGACUCUGAAAAUCUAGAGAGAAUAUAAGAAUAUUUCCUACUGUUGAGCCUGAGAAUACCUGACAGCUUAAAAAAGCAACUGUCUUGGACUUUUCCCUCUUGGCCCAACUACCAAGAACUGUAUUUUCCUCUCAUGGGUUCACUGUCUAGACCUUAUUUAAUUCUAACCAGUAAGUUAACCAAAGUGUCUUACCUACCUUCAACUCAACUCAAUAAGCAUUUAUUAAAAAUGCUCACUCUAUGCAGUAGACUGUACUAGUGCUGAGGAUAUGAAGAUAAAUACAGAAUACUUGCCAUCUCAAAGGAGCUUAUAUUCUGCUGAGGGGAGAGGAUAUGAUAUGUUGAUGCUAGGGAUAUAGAGAGAAGUAAAUGCAAAGCAAUUGUUUUGGUGAGGAAAGACCACUAACAACUGGUGAAAUUUGAAAGUCUUCAUGUACAAUAUGGUGGAUCCCUGAAAGAAGCUAGGAAUGUCAAGAGGCAAAGGUGAGAGACACAGCAUUCCAGGCAUGAAGGCAGUCUGUGCAAAGCUAUAAAGUUAGGAAAUAGAAUGAUGCAUAUAGAGAAGCACAAGUAGGUCAUUUUGGUGGGGAAAUGGAAUGCAUAAUUGGAAGCAAGGAAUCUGAGUCCCUGGGUUAAGUUUAAGCUCCAAAUCUGAGUCAUUUUUUAUUCCUCCUUCCUUCAUCCUCCUCAUCCUAUCAGUUUUCUAGUCCUAUCAAGUGUUUUUUCCUCUUCACUUCUUCCCAUCUAUCCCUUCUUUUACAUUCCUUUCACCAUCACUGUAAUUCAGGCCCCUCUUAACUCGUGCCUGAACUAUUCCAAAUAUUGAACUGGCUUUCCAGACUUCAAAUUCACUCCAAUCAUCCUACAAACUACUUCUAGAUUAAUGUUCCUAAAGUAUAGAUUUGAUCCUUUCAUUCUCCUACUUAAAAUCUUCAGUGGCUCCCUAAUACCUAACAAAAAAAAUUUACUAUUGCUAAAGGCUCUAUAGAACUGGUGUUAUUAUACCUUUCCAAUUUCACUACUUGCUACAAGUAUCCCACAAUAUUACCAAUCUUGUCUACACUAAUUUUCCUUAAAACAAACUGGUUUAUAGACUUACAAAGAGGAAACCUUAGGAAUCACAACCCUUUUAUUUUAUAGUUGAGGAAAUGGAGGCCUCUGGAGGUUAAGUGACUUGCCUAAGGUCAAAAGGAUAGUUAGUGGCAGAGUUAGGAUCAGAGCUUGGUUCUUCUAGUUUCAAAUCUAAGCCUUACCACUAUGCCUUAGUCCUUUUCCUUUGCCUUUGCCAUUCUUUACACUUUGAAAGCCCUUCCUCUAGCCUCAUCCCUAUUCAUCUCCAACUAAAUUCUACCCUUCUUCAUUCAAAGUCCAUAGGGCAACAAGGCAUAGAGGAAAGAUCACUGGAUUUAGCAUGAGGGUCUGAGUCCUAGCUAUGCUAUUUCCUAGCUGUAACAUUGAGGAAAUCACAAACCUUUGGGUACUUCAGUUUCUUCAUCAGUAAAAUUAGAGGGUUAGAUUACAUGAUCUUUAAGGUCCUACUUUAAACUCUAUGGCUCCGUCCAGGAAGGAUCCUUUCAUCCUCUGGUCUCUUAAAAUAUUUAAAUUGCCCCACCUAUUUAGCACAUGGUUUAUUUACUCUAACUUUUAUUACUUAUAUAUUUUCCCUGUUAGAAAGACUCCUGAAGAGUAGGGAUUUUGUCUUUAGAAACUCUGUAUCUAGGGCAGUGCCUGGAACAUAGUAGCCAUUAAAUAAAUAUUUAUUCAAUAAUGAUUACCUAUAGGUGUUCAUCAGCUUGCAAAUGAACAUAUUUGUCUUUUCUGUUAUUACAUAACUCACUGACACUAUCCCCUUGGCCUUGAGUCUACUAUUGGACCAACCACUGAAAAAAAUGUUGCCAGAGCCAACCUUACAUAUAAGCAAAGUAAGAAUUGUGAUUUACAAGUUGGAGCAGGGGUCACCAGAAGGCCUCCCUGCCUCCAACAUUGGCUUAAUGGGUUUGAAUCUUAGCUCUGCUACUUUUACUACAUGUAGAACCUUCACAUAACUUCCCUAGGCCUCAGUUUUUUUCAUCUAUAAAAUGAGAAGGUUGAACUAGAUCGUUUUUAAAUUCUCUCCCAGUUUUAAAUCAUAAUUAUCCCCAGCAGACUGCUUCAGUAUCUGAAAUUUCAUGAUCAGUGAUUCAUGGUUUUUGGUUUUAUGUUUGGUUUUUUUUUUAAUUAAGGACUUGACAAAUCUAGAGAUUUUUGAAAUCUUGGACUAGAUGAUCUCCAUGGUCCAUUCCAAGAAUCUACCCUCUCAUAACAGUCUGGGUAUUCAGUUUCUUGUCUUUAGAAGGUCAAUGACUGGAAUUUUUUUGAAUCCGUUAUCACAUUCAUCUGUAAUGCAGGCUAAAACUUUAUUUUGGCCAAUGAGAAAUAAUAACUUAGAAAUAACAACUCAUAUUUCUAUUGAGCUUUAAGACUUACCAAGUCCAUUGCCCACAACAACCCUGAGAGGUAGAGAGUGUAAGUUCUAUUACAUCCAUGUUACAGAUGAGGAAAUUUGCUCAGGUUCACAUGAAAUUUCUAAAGAGCAGAGCUUCGAUUCCCAAAUACUGUUACUUCUUAAUAAGGUAAUUUUUCUUCUUAUGUGUUAAUAACAUGAUAAACCAUUUGAUUUAACUCUU
Phascolarctos cinereus (koala) is the source of this 5738-nucleotide messenger RNA. Its product is annotated as dimethylaniline monooxygenase [N-oxide-forming] 4-like. Lineage: Eukaryota; Metazoa; Chordata; Mammalia; Diprotodontia; Phascolarctidae. The record is from RefSeq and is a predicted model, not a curated record. Gene Ontology annotation, molecular function: NADP binding; N,N-dimethylaniline monooxygenase activity; flavin adenine dinucleotide binding.